CAGUGUGAGUACCGCGUAGGAACGCGUAUUACGGUACCAUAUAGCGAAUAGUUUUUUCCGUUCGCGAUUGCUUUCGACGUUUCCUGGUUCGACAUUUCGGCGUUCGUGCGUAAAGUGAUCACCGUGGAUGGUGGUAUCGCGUACCCGCGAGUCUAACAUGCGGGUUUAGUGCGUCCCGUGGGAGCUAGGAUACACGGGAGAGACGGGAACCUCCGACGGUAGGUCAGGCAACGAACCCCCGGGUUGAGGGAUCGAUGGGAUGGAUUUCCGCGGCCAGCUAAUUCUCCCGAUAUUGCUGUUCCUGCCCUGGAUUGACUGCCAAGGCUUCUGCGAAGUGGAAAAUGGAUCGUCCAACAUCAUUCUAGACAUAGAAGAAAGCCGGGGUUCUUCCGUCAGCCAAGCGACAACCCCGGUCGAGCUACCCAUAGGCGGCACGCCCAAUAUAGACGUGUUCCUGGAGCUGUCUUUCCCCAAGGGGCCGCCGCUGUUUUUCCUGAACGACAAAAAGUUGCAGCUUCUGGCCCCGAUUGACCGAGAUGAGGACAACUUGUCCCACAUCGUUUUCCAGUUAAUUUGCACCGUAAGAUCGUCGCACAAGAUCAAAACCAUACCUGUGAUAGUAAGACUGACGGACGUCAAUGACAACGCGCCGAAAUUCGUAGGGACGCCCUACGAAACCACCAUAUCCGAGCUGACUCCGGUAGGCACGACCAUAUUCCAAGCGAUCAACGCCAAAGACAAGGACACGGGGAUCAACGGGCAAGUCGAGUAUAAAAUCAUACAAGGGUCGACUCUUCCUCCCGACGAAGGAAUCGGACGCCAGAGGAUACAUAGCGAGGACGGCUACGGCUAUUUCGCCAUCAACUACCCACACCAGGGCCAGGUCACUGUGAAUCGCACCCUGGAUUUUGAGAAAACCCAAAGGUACUACGUCACGAUAUUGGCAACGGACAAAGCCAAAGACGAGACGCAAAGGCUGACAUCGACGACUACCCUGGUGGUGAAUGUCAGAGAUGACGAUGACCUGCCUCCUUCCUUUAUCUACAAGGGUUGCAUGUUGCUGGACGGGUCGUGCAUCAACCCCGAGUAUUCGGCGUCGGUAUCCAGCGGUGUCCAGCAUGGUAUCCUCAACAUAUCGCCCGAAAAAAUCCAAGCGGUCGACAUGGACACCAUCAACUCGCCCAUCAGGUACUCCUUCGUCAGCGGUACGCCUAGUUCAUAUUCCGAAUACUUUAAAAUCAACCCGGAUACUGGCGCCGUGCACCAAAUCAAAGCGGUCGAUACCACCACGACGAAGCAGUUCGAAAUCAUCAUCAAGGCCCAAGAGGUGUCCGAAGCGAAACGAUCUACCACGGCCAAACUGUUUGUCACCGUGAAGCCGGUGGACGCCAAUCCCCCGGAAAUAGUACUUUCAUCAACAGAAGGGUUCGUCGAUGAGAACUCUCCCAUCGGAGAAAAGGUGGUUGACUCCAGAAACAUACCGUUAACGAUUACAGUGGACGACAAGGACUUUGGGCCUGACGAUCCCAAACCGGCUUAUACUUUCGAAUUGACCACGCCCUAUUUCGCUAUCGAUAAGAACGGGCACUUGGUGGUGGCCGAGAACAACCUGGAUCGGGAUCCUCCCAACCCUGGCAAGUUCAAAUUCCAGGUGGUGGCGAGAGAGAAAAACGGUGUCGCCGCUAGCGCCCCCACUUCCGUAACUGUCAACCUAAGGGAUGUUAAUGAUAACGCCCCGAUGCUGCCCAUUAUGGCGCCCGUUUCAGUUCCAGCGGGCGACGUUAAACGCAAGGUGACUACCAUUCGAGCGACGGACAAUGACGAAGAGAAAAACGCGAUCAUCCGGUACUCCAUCUACCACGUUUCCAAUAACGGGAACAACAAGUUCACCAUUAACCCGGUAACCGGGGAAAUUGAGACUGUGGGUAAGCUCAACGCCGGUGAACAGUACAGUCUCACGGUGCAGGCGACAGAUUCGGGAGGUCUCUACAGUCAGGCCAUCGUAGAGGUCACCAUAAGUCCUGGACCGAACACUCAGGCGCCCGUGUUCGAGCAGUCGAUCUAUGAUAUCGAAGUCAGCGAAGGAGCUACCAUCAACUCGACCGUCGCCACACUCGUGGCUGUAGAUCCGGAAGGGGAUCCCGUUGCUUACUCGAUAGCUUCCGGGAAUGACCUUAGGCAGUUCGCGAUAGGCUCCAAAUCGGGGAUACUGACGGUCGUCCGCAUGUUGGACAGGGAGGAAUUGAAUAGAUACCAGCUGGUGGUGCGCGCCGAAGAUACGGGCAAGUUGUCGAGUACCGCCACGAUCAAUAUCAAGAUAACUGAUAUCAAUGAUAAAAACCCCGAAUUCGUGGGUGACCCCUACAAGUUCCAGGUCAGGGAAGGUUCGAAGAAGGUAUCUGUGGGGCAGGUGCGCGCCAUAGACGCCGACGAAGGUAUAAACGCUUUGGUGUCGUACUCCAUACCUUUCGGUUUGCCUUUCGAUAUCGAUAACCAAACUGGGGAAAUCAGCACCAACAGGCCGCUGGACUUCGAAAGUCAGAAGGAGUACCAAUUCGUCGUCACCGCGAAGGAUGGCGCCCCGGACUCUAGGAUAGCAACCGCAACCGUCGCAGUGGAGGUCUUGGAUGUGGAAGACGAGGUACCGGUGUUCAAGACUGAUUUGUACGAGGCAUUGGUGCCGGAGAACAUGGCGGAUCACUUCGUAACCACCGUCGAAGCUCACGAUCCUGACACGGUGAAGAAAAUCACCUACGUGAUUCACCAGGGCCCGACGGAUUUGUUCCGCAUUGACGAGAAGACGGGCUCCAUAUACACUACCAGAGGAUUGGACUACGAGAAAGACGUCCAGCACACUUUGGUGAUCGGCACAUUGGAGAAUAUGUCGAACGACAGGAACAGUACCACCAAAGUCGUCAUCGAGGUUGAGGAUAGGAACGACAUUCCGCCGGUGUUCACCAGGAUACCUCAUCCGAUUAGUUUGGAGGAUGAUGUGGCCAUCGGUACGAAAGUGACGACGUUAUUGGCGACGGAUUCCGAUGGUACUGCGCCAGGAAACAAGGUCAGAUACGAGAUCAUAGGGAGAGGCAAAGCGGACAAGUACUUCCAAAUCGAUCCCGACAGCGGGGUGGUACGCGUCACUAAUGAUUUGAAAAAGGAGGUGGAUAUAGAGUACCAGGUUGACGUCAGGGCGUACGACCUGGGCGAGCCGGAACUGUCAUCCGUGAUAACCGUUGAUGUUUACAUCCAGCACGUGGCGACGGUGGCUCCAGAAGUGGGGCUCAGAUUCGCCGACACUUCCUACGCACUCCAGUUACCCGAAAACGCUACUGUCGGUCAAAAAAUCAAAACUCUAACCAUAGUCAACGGCCAGACUCACGGUACGACCAUCCCGUUGAAGUGUCAGAUCGUUUCCGGUAACGAGGAAGGUAAAUUCGCGUUGAACGUGACAGAAGAACGCAACUGCGCUAUCUACCUGAACGGCACGCUCGAUUUUGAGACCCAGGAGUCGUACGUAUUCGACGUGGAAAUUAUGUCGCUGCAAGGUUUUAUCAACAAAGAGUUCGCCGUCACCCAGGUGGUCGUCAACGUGAUGGACGUCAACGACAACGAGCCGUUCUUCAUUUACCCUAACGCCGACAUUAAUAAGUACUACGCGGCGGUACCGGCGGACGUUCCCAUCGCCGGUACCGUCGCUCAGAUCAAAGCGGAAGACAAGGACAGUGGAAAGUACGGCAAGAUCGCGUAUUCGUUAUCGGGGAACCGAAGCGAGGAGUACUUCUCGGUGGACCAGUCGACGGGUAUUGUCAAAACUAGAAAGUCAUUCGACGGACUAGAUCGUAAGACGCUGCCAUUUAACCUGCGGGCCGUGGCCAGAGAUAACCCGAACUCCACGCGCGACUUCUUCGAAAUCGAAGCCCCUCUGGUGGUGAACCUCAUAUCGCAAAUGAACCGCCUGGUGCUGGUCAUGGGUGACGCUAAGCCCGACGAGGUGCAGAAGAAAUUGGGAGACAUCGUCAGAGUCAUACGCGACCAAUCGGGAUUGGUAGCCGGCAUCGAGAAGCUCACUUCGAGAGAGUACGUCAGCGCGAACGGUACCUUGGAAGUAGAUCCCGAAGGUACUGACGUCUGGUUUUACGUGGUGGAUCCCGAAACUGGAUCGAUUUUGCCCAAGAACCACACGUUGGUGAAGAGGACGAUCUUGGAGAAGUCCGCAAUGGACAAUAUCACCUUCGACAUAACCGCUCAAACGAAAAACACGGCGUUCAAUAUCCACGAACCUCUAGUAUUUCACAGAGUGAAGACCGCGUCCGUAGCGACUUUCGGGGGCGAAGUCUUCCCCUACGCCCUAAUAGUCAUCGCGUGCGUCAUUGUGGUGUUCGGAUCCGGUGGAAUCGUCUACAUAUGCGUCUCGUGGUCCAGGUACAAGUCCCACAAGGACGAGACUCAACGGCAGUACGUAGUACCCGCCAGUCCCGUGCGGUACGACACGGUCUACGUGGAGCCGAACCUUAAGGAGUACGAGACCCAGGUGCUGCAGAUGUGCGUGCCGGUAGACGACCAAGAGGAUUAUAACGAUCUUCAAAUCGACUUUAGCAACAAGAACCACGCGUUCAGUUUGGAGAACGUUAGCUACAUCGGCAAGGAUACAAAUUUGAAGAAUUACGACAAAUCCAGCCCGGCUAGCAGCGAGUCAGCCACUACGGCUAGGGCCUCGAGCGUGGGGGAGAAUAAUCUCAAAAGAAAAGAUCAUCUCUACAACAACAGGUCUUGCGACGAAGACGACUUGAACGCGAGUCCAACCAACGACAACGUUACGUUCAAGGAGAAAAAGGAUUACUCCCACAUGGGGUAUUCGUACGGGGACCAUUCUCCCGUGGAGACCACCACCGAGCUGUAGAUAACAUUUUUUUUAUUUCCUUUUUUUUGUAUAGAGUGAGAAUGACUAUUUAUAUAAAACGGGAUUUAAUUUAGGUGAAAUCGCGUGUUCUUCGAACUAGUCUGUGCCUCCACAAUUUGCCAAACCGGGAACUCGCGCGUAAUUUAUAAGAUAUAAAAGGAUAGCCAA
Molecule: messenger RNA, 5068 nt
Organism: Cylas formicarius (sweet potato weevil)
Lineage: Eukaryota; Metazoa; Arthropoda; Insecta; Coleoptera; Brentidae
Product: cadherin-99C
Exons: 17
Coding region: 260-4900 (1546 amino acids)
Biological process (GO): homophilic cell-cell adhesion; adherens junction organization; calcium-dependent cell-cell adhesion
Cellular component (GO): catenin complex; plasma membrane; adherens junction
Molecular function (GO): calcium ion binding; cadherin binding
Source: RefSeq, a predicted model, not a curated record